Molecule: messenger RNA, 917 nt
Organism: Phacochoerus africanus (Common warthog)
Lineage: Eukaryota; Metazoa; Chordata; Mammalia; Artiodactyla; Suidae
Product: proteoglycan 3-like
Exons: 6
Coding region: 125-799 (224 amino acids)
Biological process (GO): immune response
Molecular function (GO): signaling receptor activity
Source: RefSeq, a predicted model, not a curated record
GGUCCAGCGGCCAGAGGCACUGAGUGUGAGGGCUUCAGACUCUGGAGAGGGGCUGUGCAAACACACAGGACAUCGCCAAGGAGGGCAGGUGAAGCUGUCUUCCCUGUCCCAAGACUCUGUGGAUAUGAAAGGCCUCCUGCUCCUGCCCCUUCUGCUGCUGGGGACAGUUUCGGCUCUUUAUCUGGAGAAUGAUGCUCCCCAUCAGGGCAGAGGAGAGACUCAAGCAGACCUGAGGCAGGAUCUGGAAGGCUCAGGAGAACAGGAGCGAGAGCUGGCCCUGGAUGAUGAAGUGCCUGAGUCAGAGGGAGAGGCCAGGGCUCCCAGCUCUCAAGAUGCCUUUGUGGAUGAGGAGGCCAUGGAGUCAGACCAAGCUGCCCUAGAUGAGAAUGUGGAGUGUCCCAGGGAAGAGGACAGAGUUCUAAUGCAGGGAAGUAAUGGGUGUCAGAGCUGCUACUACGUGUUGGUGAGGAGACCAAGGUCAUUUAACCACGCUCAGUAUGUUUGCAGAAGGUGCUACCGAGGGAACCUGAUCUCCAUCCACAAUUAUCGGACAAACCAUCACAUGCAGCGCUUUUCCACUUUUUUCAACCAAGCACAGGUCUGGAUUGGAGGCUACAUCACAUACUGGCACCGGUACAGGAGAUUUCUGUGGACUGAUGGUAGUUGCUGGAAUUUUCAAUACUGGGAGCGAGGGCAGCCUAGGAAUGGGAGUGGUCACUGCGUGUCCAUGACUGCCAGAGGAGGUCGCUGGCGGCUAACUUCAUGCGCAUGGCGCCUGCCCUUCAUCUGCUCUAUCUAAGCCAGAGGCAAGGAGCCCCUGCCUUGGAGCCGCUCGCUCCCCCGACGCCCUCCUGGAUGCCCCCACCCACUCCUGUGCCCCAGCCAAGCCGAUUAAUAAAGCCAGACUUCCCACAGCA